GUCAGACGUGACUGCUUCGUGUCGCGUCGCUCUUCCCCCUCUCUCUCUCCCCUCUCCCUGGUCACUGGCACGUGCUCCCCUUCCCUCCAUCCCCAGCGCGUGUGUUCUCGCGAGUGUUCCUCGUCGCUCACGGUCGCGUAACACGUGAAUAGCAGACAUAACUUCAGAAGUUGCACCACAGACCAUCCACUGCAACUCGCAAAAGCAAGAAACACGAGUGAGAAAGUUAACAAGGAAAACACGUACGAGAUGUGAAAGAAGAAGUGAAACAAAGAGAAGAACAUAAGAACAAGUAAGAGAGCGAGAGAGAGAGAGAGAGAGCACAAGGACUAGAGAGAGAGCGCCUACAUGUUCUCACAGAACAGGGAACUCUCACAAUAACUACAACAGCUAUCAUAAGCAAGCUGCAUAUUUUUGUACUUUAUUACUUAUAAUCAAAAUACCGACAUAUCUCAGUCUGCCUUACCACACUCUCUCAUGAGAGCCAGCCACAGCAUCAACACCUUCGAGCUGAGAGUGCGGGAUGCUGAGGGUCUCAGAGACUCUCUGCUAGCUAUAAGUUUACAGUGGCUGGAAGUUCGAUAAUGUUCUCAAUAUAUAUACACUUGCAGAUGCCUGAAAUUUGAUGGGAUGCGAGCAGCGUGUAGUGGGAGUCGACACCCGUCCCGGCUCGCCAGACAGGUUUCUUGACCCGGCUCACGUGACGCAAUCUUAACCAACCACACGCUAGCAGCCCUCUUCAGUGUUCAGUAGCAGCUCCUAUCAGUGAUCAGGGCCAACCAUCAGUGUUGAGGUCAACCAAUAGUCGUGUUAGGGAGCGUCUACCCGCUAGAGACUCGAGCAGCAUCAGUGCACAACCUGAGCUCCGACACACCUAAAAUUCUCCCAAUGUUUAGAGAAGCAGAGAAGCUGUAAAGUCGGCAGUGACUAUAGCCGCCACAGAAAAACUGUUCUAAGGAAAGUUAACUAUUUCACAACAGGUCAGGGCCACAAACUGCAGUGUUGGCAGCUUAGUGUAGCAGUGAGAGGUGUGGUGGUGCGUGGGGGCACAUAUGGUCCCCAGAGGGCACCCGUGGAUGAUGGCCGUCCCUCAGCCGCUAGAAGAGCCUCCCCGCGUGACAAGAGGAGAGCGAAGCAUCUCUCCUGAAGGAAGACUCGACUUUACCCACACUACCGAGGUCCCUGCGCGGGCGGCCAGGGGCGUGUGUGGACCCCAGGGGAUGCGAAGGGCGUGGUGCUGGAGGCGGCAGAUGGUGUGGGCGCUCCUGGCCCUCUCCUGCGGCCUCUCCCUCCCUCUCGUCUCCACCAUGCCAGGUGCUGUGCCGCUGGAGAAGCACCCAGACAGCAGCCCCAAUACCAACAGCACUUGCAUACACGGGUUCCUUGAUGAAGACUUGAGGUGCAUCUGUGACCCCUGUUGGGACGGGCCGUCCUGCAGUAGCUACGUUGAUUACUACUCUCCGCGGUUCCUGGUCCACGCCGCCACCGCUGUCCUCCCGGUCAACGCCACAGGUGUGGUGUACCGGGCGUGGAGCACAGACGAGGACCUGGGGCUCACCUGCCCGCUGGGGCCAGGUGACUCUGCCCGCUGCCCCUGCGCCUCCGUCACCUACCAGCUGUUCGCACCUCCUGGUGACCAUCACUUCCUGCUGGACCCCGUCUCUGGUAUCCUCACCAGGAACACCAACACCUCCCUUCAUCCUGGUACUACUUACACCUACAAGCUGAUGGUACAAGGCACCCCACUCCCAGGCCAGAUGGAGGACCUCCUCUACGACCUGCUGGACCUGCGGGUCUACGUCAGCGCCGACUACGUCAAGAAGAUCCCCUGGACAUAAUGACCUCCCUAACAGCCCGCUUAUCUCAAAGGACACGGCCGGGAUGCCCGCCCUGGCAUGAAGACAUACCAGUGCCACCUUCAGCACCAGGGACGGUGUGUCGGGGGAGCUGAUGGUCACUCCACCAUCACCACCACCAUCACGUCCACCAUCACCACCACCAUCACGUCCAGCAUCACCACCAGGGCAGGAGGAAGGCAGGGCGGGGCGGCAGCUGGUGGCCGCCACACUGUACAGGCAGAGCACUCUGGCGUAAUAGAUACAUUGUAGUUUGAGAUACUCUUCAGUAAAUUGGUGUGUGUUUUGUAUCAUAUUUUCACAUAUGCAUAUCUAUUUUCGCUUGGAGGAGUGGUCAGUGGGAGGUGUGUGUUUGUGUAAGAGUAUGCUUGAGCGCGUGUGUGUGUUUGUCUGAGAGAAUUGCUGAG
Messenger RNA from Procambarus clarkii (red swamp crayfish), 2263 nucleotides. Lineage: Eukaryota; Metazoa; Arthropoda; Malacostraca; Decapoda; Cambaridae. The record is from RefSeq and is a predicted model, not a curated record.